Messenger RNA from Drosophila persimilis, 975 nucleotides. RefSeq names its product signaling mucin HKR1. Bases 1 to 975 code for a protein of 324 amino acids. NCBI's taxonomy places the organism in Eukaryota, Metazoa, Arthropoda, Insecta, Diptera, Drosophilidae. The record is from RefSeq and is a predicted model, not a curated record. Gene Ontology annotation, biological process: positive regulation of transcription by RNA polymerase II. The transcript has 2 exons. Gene Ontology annotation, molecular function: transcription coactivator activity. Gene Ontology annotation, cellular component: RNA polymerase II transcription regulator complex.
AUGCCACCACUGGCAUCAGUUCCAGUUCCCAGCUCACGGGAAGCACCCAACUACCAACCACCACCCAUCUGUCAAAUCAUCAUGCACUCCUUUGUGGCCUGCACCGCUGUGUUGCUUGCCGUGACCUCUCUGGCCAUGGCCAGUCCUUUGGGCAGCUCGUACCUGCCACCCCAGGCCAAUGCCCACAGCACUUACAACACGGCCGCCUCCAGCUCCACCGGCCAUUACGCAGCCCCCUCGGCCACAUAUGCGACCCGAUCGCACGCGGCAGCGGCUCCGUCACGCCAGUAUCUGGCGCCAGCGGCCGUCUCCCACAGCAGCAGCUACUCUGCUCCGGCCGUUUCGCACAGUAGCUACUCGGCCCCGGCUAUUUCCCGCAGCAGCAGCUACUCCGUUCCGGCCGCCAGCCACACUAGCUACUCCGCCCCUAUGGCCGCUCCAUCUAGGCAGUACCUCGCCCCAGCCGCCUCCCACAGCAGCUACUCCGCUCCAGCCGCCUCCCACAGCAGCUACUCCAGUGCUGGCUCAUCCUACUCCGCUCCGGCCGUGUCCUACAGCAGCUACUCCGCCCCAGUUGCCUCCCACAGCAGCUACUCGGCGCCUGCUGCCUCCCAUACAAGCUACUCCGCUCCCGUGGCUGCCCCAUCCAGACAGUACUUGGCUCCAGCUGCAUCCCACAGCAGCUACUCCAGUGCUGGCUCGUCCUACUCCGCACCGGCCGUGUCCCACAGAAGCUACUCCGCGCCAGCCGUCUCGCACGGAUACUCACACGGAUCGAGUGGGGGAUAUUCCGCCCCAGCAGCUGUCUCCCAUGUCAGCUACUCGGCACCGGCUCGCUAUGCAUCCCGCUCGGGCUAUGGAGCUGGAGGCCACUCCUCGUCCUUCUCGUCGGGCAGCAGCAGCUACGGACAUGGCCACUCCGGAGCCACUCGCUAUGCCUCCAACGGUGGCUAUGAAUACCGCCUGAAGCAUUAA